GGAAGCGCCGCCAUCCCCAUCAGAACCCGCCCUCAUCGUCACGGUCAUUUUCGAUCAGCCAAAUCAUCAUGACUCUGCCUGUCCUGUCGGACUCGACAUUGUCUGUUCCCGAAUCGAAUCGUACCCGGUUUCCCCUCGUCGUAAUCUGUGCGCGGAGAAUGGAGAAACACGGGGGCCGUGCCGCGACUUAGCGGACGUCCGAACAACGACUCCGCGUUGUUUCAUGUGCUGGCAUCUGGUGUACAUGGACGUGCGGUCACAGAUCCUGUACCUUUGGUCGGUACUGCAGAUGGAAUUGUAGACUCCCGAGAGCUAUCCCAGCACAUGUGCCCCGAUAGCCUGUGCAACAAAUUUGACGAAUCCAUUCCCCUCAAAACCCUUCGCCCCUCAUUCCAUCCACGUCUCUCUCUCCCGAUGAAACAUACAGCUCCGUAAAGACCUUAGUUGUGGGCACUCGUAGUCACCACGAAUGCUAGCGGCUUCGCUGCGCAGUUUCUUCUUCAUUGCUUUGUCUUGUCCAUAGAGCUUUCGCUUCCAAGCAGGUCCGCGCUUGUAGCGCACCCAUCGUAUCUCCCGGGGCGGACUGACGUAGGGAGGGGAGAUGCUAUGUGGGAUCGCAGAGUUGUCGACCGUCGGAUGGAGACGACUUGGGACCACAGCUGUUUAGACCUGUGGCGCUCUUGCAACCAACCAACCAACUGACCCGAAUGGAGGGCUCAUCUAGAGUGGGCUCAUGUUUGAGCCGGCAAGCCCACUUGGCCUUGGACGGGGACCCAUUGCUCCGGACCGCGCCUGACGGCGGAGGAAGAUGUCAAUCGCUCAGACAGCUCGCUAAUCUCGCCGCACUCGAGGGCGACGAGGUGUCGAGCGAACCAGCGGCCGCGGCCUGUAUCCGGAAAAUCUAACCAGGAAGAGGCGUCUGCGAGGAACAUCGCCGUCAUCGAGGGUGUCACAACGUGCGCCAUCGGUCGGGGCGGUGGACUGGUCGCCGAAGCGAGCCCUGACACGUCAGGUCGGCGCUGGCCAAGCUGGGUCCAUGGUUACCGCUCGUCGGGGAAUGAGAGCCUUGAUUCUUCCACGGAGCGAGAGGAUGGGUGAUGAUGUCCCGCCCUAGCAGCCCUAUGUUCCCCUGACCUUAUUCCACAUACUGUCGUGCACCAUUCGUCAGCAGCUUUAACCGAAAACAUAUUCGGAGUUCGUGCCGAAGGAAGACGUUGCUGGAUCGCUAGAAAUCUACGCUGUCGGUCAGGAGAUCUAUGCUGGCUGGAAACCGCGACGCUUCCCAGUCCGAUUUCCGGUCUUUGCUACUGGACGGUGGGCAGUCGAGAUCGAUGACGCUGGGAGCCGAGUGUUUCUGAUACAUUUCCGAGCACAUUGUCAGGGCCACCGGCAACGGCAGAGCUCGAAUUCUCUCUCUUGGCGUGGACGCGAAACGUUCUCAGAAGCGUUUCACUGCUCCGAUCGCCACCGAGGAGCUGCGCCAUUCCGGGGGAUGAAGGCUAUCAUCGUUGGAGCGGUGAGGAUCCUUCUUGCAGCCCUCAUCAUCCACCCGGGUCAGUUGGCGCUCGCAGGGUCAUGCUGCGGUAUACAUCGAUCGCGCCUGACUUGAAUAUGGAAGGAGCUUUCGGGAGGAAGGCUUGUUCUGUGCUGCUUUGUUCCAAGAAGCCCGCGACGAAAGACGCUGGCUUCUUCAUGCAGUGCCCGAUGUCUCGUCCUAUGGGACUUCCAGAUCGCUGCCGGCGGUAUGAAUCGGUGUUUCAAGGGUCUCGGCCACUUGCUUCAUGGUCCGGCUAAGUUAGCCUUCAAAAGCACUCCAAGAAGUGCCAUUGGUCUUCGAAGCGAUGUGAUGCGAUUGAGUUUCUACUCAUCGAUAUCAUAGUGCUCGACAACGGAUGCUGUCAGCUGAUCACCGUCGGGAGGAUCAAGGCCGACAUUUCGCGUACACCCCGCCCACCCAUAGUAACCCAAGCACACCGGAGUAUAUCAAAAAAACUGUCAAGAUUGCCUUCGCGGAAACGGACGCGACGGUCUUCACAGUUGGCAGCAAGAUCCAGGCUGAUCUCAUCGUUCUCGACUUCGUUCCUAACUUGCAGACGAUGAUCCUCCCCUUCGUUCCACUCACUCAUUCGGAAGUGAGCCAACCAUCAGCAAUGCCGUCUCGCUCUUCCGUAAAUCGAUCAAGGAUCAAAUCGGAGACAAGAUAUGGGGUUCGCCUGGUGAACUCGCGCGAUUCUUCUAGCUGGCUCGGUCCAUGCACAUUCCGGCACGCGCGAUUCUGCAGCAAGCACUUCGAGCGCUCGCUAUUUUCAGCAUGCAUCCUGACCGGAUGCUGAGCUGUAAUCUCAGGUCACUGGAUGUCCCGGUGCCAGAGUCUGGCGUGGAGAACUGGGUGCCCGACGGGUUUGUGUCAUUUAAACUAGUCCCAUGAACGCGAGGAAUGGGUCAGAGGGGACGUACCUAACUGCCAACAACAAGUAGCUCCAGAUGGGAAGUGCUCCUUUAUGAGUUGAGGCGAGUCGAGUGCAAUAGAGUGCAAAUGUGCCUGGUGCAGGAAUCCGACUCUACAGUAGCUCGUAGAAGAGUGCCAGACCUCAAACGUGCAAAGCGCAGGCCCGUGGAAUCAUAAGAUAAGUACGGGUAACUGAGAUUGAGCCCAUCUGCAGCAAGGGACACCUUGGAAACUACCCAAGUCCGACCAUUUAGGUUGUUUUGGGGUUCAAAACCUGCCUAAGCGCGCGAAGCCUAUCUAAAUGGUAGCGGGCAAAUGGGUGCUGGGUUGCAAAUUUUGGACGUAGGUGCCCGUGGCAAGGAAAGGGUUACCCUCCACCCUCAAAUGUCAGAGCCAGAAAAAACAAGGCAUUUUUCCCUGGAAAAUAGCUCAUUUUGGGACAUUGUAGGACAUGUAGCCAUAAAUGGUAAUCGUUGUUCAGUAGAAUCUAAAACAAUGGAAUGUCCUGGUCAAGGUAGGGAACAUCCAUUCCCUGUCAAUGUCAUGUGUUCCAUCACGGAAAACGAUGUUAUGGACUCUGAUGCUGACGAACUUCGGGUAAGUGGCCCCCGCCUUCUGCAGCCGACUUUGUCAUAGAUCAUGUUCUACCGUGGCUCUCCCGCUCUGUGAAAGCACCGGGUACGACAGAUGGCCCUGACGAAAAACACCCAUUUAGACUCAACCAAUUACCAAGCUGUUGCUCGAGAGAUCCGUUGCAGCCGGGAAAGACAUUGGUAAGAUGACAUGAUAUUCCGUGACUGGCCGGAGCAACAUACCUAAUCAUGCUCAUGGUCGACUUUCACAAGAAGCCCUGUGGGUCUAGAGAAAAAGUGAAAGAGGUCCAGGUGAGGCGGCGUUGCGGCUGCGUGGAGAGAAGUAGACUAGGAGGUUAGUAUUGACAGGGUUCAUCGUGAUAUACUUGCAUUAACAGAACUUAGACGAGAAUAAUCGUGUACACCAAGUCACGCAUUGAGUCCGAGCCGAACCGCACACCCCCACCCCGGCGUCCUAGACAUCGCGAAUCAGGAAGUAGCUGUCAAGGCAUUGCUCAAGUACUUAGAGGGUGCAGAAAAGCUACAACGGAGCGUGCUCUGGAAUGAACACCCUAGUAAGUGAGAAAAUGGAAGAGCACGAUUCGUAUAAUUCUGAAAGGCCAGCUCGCCGUAUGAAGAUUUCCGCGUGAUACUUUCGAACCAGGCCUCCUUCGCUUCCCAUCGCAAUGAUGCGACUGAUGCCGAGGGACGUUGCAGACAAGGUCAGCGGCUGACGAGGGCCACUGACUACGCACAGCUGACCAACGGUCAGACUCCGAACGGAAAUUCAGAACAGAAGCGGGGUAUCACACCAUAAGAAGUGCGUUUGUGUCGAUGUGGUUGGCACUUGAACCACCUUCUCCCACGCUCGCAGCUCUUUCUGCUCCUCCCACCAUGUCAGAAGCACCAUACACCAUCGCCGUACCCGACGACACCCUGGCCUCGUUGCACCAAAAGCUCAAGGCCGCUAGAUUCCCGGACGAGUUGGAGGAUGCGGGGCGCGACUACGGUGCGCCCUUGGGGGAUAUCAAGCGGCUCGUCUCGCGGUGGAUCGACGGCUACGACUGGCGCAAGCACGAAGCCGCUCUGAACGCGGAGCUGCCUCAAUUCACGCGCGACAUUGCGGUGGACGGGCACGGGACACUCAACAUCCACUACGUCCAUAAGAAGAGCGCAGUGCAGGGUGCGAUCCCCUUGCUGUUCGUGCAUGGAUGGCCGGGAAGCUUCUUUGAGGCGAGGAAGAUCGUGCCCUUGCUGGUUGCGGGGUCUGAUGAACAUCCGAGCUUCCACGUCGUUGCGAUGAGUCUACCGGGUUAUGGGUUCUCCGAAGCCCCAAAGAAGAAGGGAUUCGCCAUUGAGCAGUUCGCUGAGGUUGGCAACAAACUCAUGCUGGCGCUGGGCUACAAUGAAUACGUCACGCAAGGAGGUGACUGGGGCUACUUUAUCACGCGCGUGAUCGCGAAGCGGUACGGCCACGAGCACGCGAAAGCUUGGCACACCAACUUUCCCCUGGGCCGCCCUCCGACACCCUACUCCGAAGAAGGACUAACCGAGCAGGAAAAGGCCGGUCUGGAGCGCCUGAAAUGGUUCAACGGACGCGGAAUGGGGUACUACGCUGAGCAGUCGACGCGGCCCCAGACGGUGGGCUACGCGCUGGCCGACUCGCCCGUCGCCCUGCUGGCCUGGAUCUACGAGAAACUCGUUGACUGGACGGACAAGUAUCCUUGGGACGACGACGAAGUGCUGACAUGGAUAUCCGUCUACUGGUUCUCUCGGGCGGGCCCUGCCGCCUCGGUCCGCAUCUACUAUGAGUUCUCAGAGGGCACGUCCGACGGGGUGAGGAAGGACAUCUACACGGCCGCGGAAUACCCGACGAUCCCGCUCGGCAUGUCUCAUUUCCCUGCAGAGCUGGCCAUCUUCCCAGUCAGCUGGACAGAGGUCUCCGGUAACGUUGUGUACCGAAAGAUCCACAAUCACGGAGGCCAUUUUGCGGCUUAUGAAGCGCCAGAGUCGCUCUUGGGUGAUUUGCACGCGAUGUUCAAGAAAGGCGGCCCUGCCUUCGAUGUUGUCAAGGGGCACAGCGGCUACGACUGAACAACGAACAUCGAUCACAGACAAAGUCGAGCCAGCGUUCAGUCAAGACUCAAAACAGAAAUGUUCACUUGAGACGUUCAGAAGUACUUCAAUACCUUAUCUUGAAUUUAAAUCUGCUAUCUACGACCA
Messenger RNA from Mycena citricolor, 5244 nucleotides. The record is from the annotation of a GenBank genome assembly. Lineage: Eukaryota; Fungi; Basidiomycota; Agaricomycetes; Agaricales; Mycenaceae.